This is a messenger RNA of Amaranthus tricolor (Joseph's coat), 983 nucleotides long. RefSeq names its product protein PLASTID REDOX INSENSITIVE 2, chloroplastic. The coding region runs from base 134 to 688 and encodes 184 amino acids. Lineage: Eukaryota; Viridiplantae; Streptophyta; Magnoliopsida; Caryophyllales; Amaranthaceae. The transcript has 3 exons. The record is from RefSeq and is a predicted model, not a curated record. Gene Ontology annotation, biological process: regulation of gene expression.
UGGGAGUAGUGGUUGGGUAUCCCCCUGUACAUACACUUGUGCGUUUCCUUGGAAGCCUAAACAAUUUGCCAUUGAGCUGGAUAAGCGCAGCACAGAAAGAGAAAAGUUAGUAAAGGAAAAAAAAACAGAGGAAAUGGCUUGGAGUAAAGCUUUUACUUUAUCUCUUCAUCCAUCCAAAUCGAAUAAUUCCUCAAUCUUCAUUACAACCCCCUUUUUCAGUCCUUCAUAUUCACCCUUUUCUUCUUGUUCUUCCACACUUCUGGGUAUUAAUACUUGUAAUUCAAACUCAAAGCUAGUUGCAUUUAAUCUCCCCUUACAAAAAACCCUUCAAUCUUCAUCAAAUUUCAUUUGUAAGGCAGCUGAGUACAAAUUUCCUGACCCAAUUCCUGAAUUUGCUGAAUCUGAAACAGAGAAGUUUAAGACACAUCUGGUGAAGAAGUUAUCAAAGAAAGAUGUUUAUGGGGAUGGAUUGGAUGAAGUUGUGAGCAUUUGUACUGAGAUCUUCGAAAACUUUCUGCAUACCGAAUAUGGUGGGCCAGGCACUUUGCUAGUACUCCCUUUUAUUGACAUGGCUGACACUCUGAAUGAGCGCGGGUUACCUGGGGGACCUCAAGCUGCACGAGUUGCUGUCAAAUGGGCUCAAGAAAAUGUAGACAAAGAUUGGAAAGAAUGGACUGGUAGCAAGUAGAGACAUGUCAACAAGAGAAUUUUGAUGUUUUUAGAUAAUAUCUAAGUACAUCAUCUUGAAAAAUUUUAAUUUCUUGAUAGGGAACCAGCAGAAAGACAACUUCUAUUGCUGUAAGUUGUAGUUCAUUAGGUCAUCCAGAAGAUUCGAGCAAUUCGUAGAGAUCCAUAUGAUGGUUGAAUAAAUGUGGCGUGGUUAGACUGUUGGCUGAUAAAUUUUUUCUAUGGAACAUGGAAUAUGUCAUGAUAGAGUGACCGUCUGUCACAGAUUCAUGAUGUCUGGUUCAGGUUUCUGAAAA